Molecule: messenger RNA, 4111 nt
Organism: Magallana angulata
Lineage: Eukaryota; Metazoa; Mollusca; Bivalvia; Ostreida; Ostreidae
Exons: 2
Coding region: 157-1833 (558 amino acids)
Molecular function (GO): zinc ion binding; protein binding
Source: RefSeq, a predicted model, not a curated record
GUACAAGGGAGUGAAGCUUGCGGAACGAGCUCUCCGGUUUUAAACUGAGAUUGGUUUUAAGCAGGUAGAAAAUGGCAACGGGUAUCUAACUUAAAAGAUUCAUUUUAAAGAUGGAUUGUUGAGAAUUGUGCUGAAAAUCCCUCGAGGUAUCUGGUCAUGGAUCCAAGACGUUGGGCCCAGGAUGUGUUACUGUGUCAAAUCUGUGAGAACCCAGGCCCCCCUAUGUACUGUGACAUUUGCCACAUACACCUGUGUACAAUCUGCGUGGGGAAACACCUCACAGACCUAUCAACAGAACACAAAGUGGUGCCAUUUGCAAAUAGAGGAUUCAACCCUAUGUGCCCAAAACAUUCCUCUAAACAAUGUGAACUUCAUUGUGAACAAUGUGACAUUUCUGUUUGUGUGCUGUGUGUUUCUUCUGAAGAGCAUCGAGGUCAUGAGUUUCUGGACAUGGUGAAAGAACUUGACAACAGAAAAAAAGUCUUGGAGAUAGAUUUACGAGAAUUAGAAAAAUCAAUCUAUCCUAAGUAUUUAGAGAUUGCAUCUAACAUAUCUCUUCAGAAAGCUGAUUUAGAGGAAAACUCCGAGAAAUUGAAAACAGCUUUUAACAUGCAUGGAGAAGAUUGGCAUAGAGAAAUUGAUUCCAUGAUUAAGAAACUGAAAUCUGAUCUUGAUGAAAUGGACUCUAAACAACUGUCUGUCUUAGCUAAACAUGAAGAUGAAAUUGCACGCACCAUUUCUGAAAUCAAGCAAAGCAUUGCUAAGCUGAAGAAGUUGCUAAACUCCAAUGAUGUCAGCCUUGUCUCUGCCUACGAAUCGAGGAAUACUGAAUUCAGAAGAUUGCCUCCUAAACUCACAUUUUCCUUACCGAAUUUUACCCCUCAGAAUAUCAACAAAGAACAGAUUUAUCAACAGUUUGGUUCUUUAUCAGCGUUAUCUAUCGAAACAGAAGAUGAUUCUACUAUGGAUUCUCAAGGUGCAGGAUUCUAUCUCCUGGAAAAACCGCUCAUUGAUGAACCACAGAUUCUCACAGAAAUAAAGACAAAAUAUGGAUUUUUUAAUCAAUUGCGUUGUGUGUCAUGUAUGGGCGAUGACGAUUUAUGGAUUUGUGGUAGUGACAAAAUCAUAAGACUCUACAACAUACGUGGAGAACUAUUAAAGACUAUCACAACCAAGUCUGGAAACAAACCAGAGGACAUAGCAGUGACAGGAAAGGGCGAUCUAGUCUAUACUGAUAAGAAAGAGAGGACUAUAUAUCAAAUAGAAAAACACACCGAGAUACAGACAGUGAUCAGCUUAAGGGGAUGGAAACCUCUCGGUAUCUGUAGUACCUUCUCUGGUGACCUCUUGGUCAUUAUGGACAGCGAUGAUAAACAAUCAAAAGUUGUGCGUUACUCUGACUUCACAGAGAAACAAAGUAUUCAGUUCGAUGAUAAAGGACAACCUCUCUAUUCGUGUGGUGGCACUAAAUACAUCAGUGAGAGCAGAAACCUAGAUAUAUGUGUGUCAGACUAUGGAGCAGGCGCAGUAGUAGUGGUAAAUCAUGCCGGGAAAUUCCGAUUUACCUACACUGGUCCACCGCCCACUUACAAAAAAUCAUUUGAUCGGCCAUGCGGAAUUACUACAGACAGUCAGGGUCGCAUCCUGACAGCAGAUUGGUACAACGAUUGUAUCCACAUCCUGGAUCAGGACGGACAGUUCCUCCGCUACAUUGACAACUGUAAUUUAAAAUGCGCAUGCUACUUAAGUGUGGACAAUAAGGGCAACCUUUUUGUUGCACAGUCAUUCGGUACGGUAAAAGGAAUCCAAUAUCACAAUUUUAUGCAAAAAUAACGUUUCCAUAAAAGUAAAUUGUCAACAAUCUUGCCACAGGUUCGACGCUGUGUACAUUUUUAGAUUUUGCCAUUUUAUCAAAGUAUAAAAGGACAACAUUAUGCUGUAAAAACUGGCGAAUCGUGUAGAAAACAGAUAAAUAACAUUAUUACUCCUGCGUGUUACUAUUCUUUCCCUUAAAGCUGAACACCGCUCGUAAAUAGGCACUGUCCGCCAUAUUUCUCUUUAAUCACUGCUGUCCCUACAACCCUUAUAUAAGAGACAGACCUCUAAACAUUUCAAAGUACUUCGCUGUAGAGGUCUCACCUGUGUGGACGUACAUUUUGCCUUGCCAUGUCGGUCGCGAUGAAAUUAUCAAAUUUUACGCACUUUUUGAAGCCAGGAGAAUACUAACAUCAAAUAAAUUGGUCAAUGCAUUAUUUACGAACAGAAAAUGAACAUAAGAUAAGAAAAAAAUGCAUAAAAUCUAAAGACCACGAAAGGAAUACUACAUGUCGGCCACGAGGUUCAGGUGUGCAAUCGGGUGUAACGAAAUCGAAGGGUUUAUAUACCAGGUAUCUGUGUGAUGGUGCCUAUUUACGAGCGGUGUUCAGCUUUAAGGUGGCAGGGGACAGAUUCGCAGGAAAAUAUUUUCAAAAACUUUGAAAUAAGAAGAGGCUAUGGAGUUUUGCUGGUUUUCUGGGAGAAUAUAAAUUGCUAGAAUACAUAUUGCAUUCAUUUUGAUUAGGUUGGUUAGAGAAGCUCGUGUUCAUGUUAUUGAUACAUGACACUUCAGUACUGAUAGCACUUUUCGUUAGAUAUGGAAUAAAAAUGUUCACUUACGGUUUUGUACUUUAAAAAAUGGGUGGGUUCAGAACACGAAAUGAUACUCGAAGGGAAUGUGAUAGACCCCUCCUUCAAUAAAUGGCGAUUAAUGCACGGGUAUACAUUAACCUAUAUAUUAUAUGGUAGUGUAUGGGAGUUGCUUAGAACAGGAACGUGUUGCUGGACCCGUGAAAAUGUGUAAAAGGUCCAAUGAUUCAAGAAAUUUUGAGAUCGUUUCUGGCUGUUCUAUUUAGUGUGAUAUGAUAGUUGUACUUGUUUCAUUAUGAACUGUCUAAACAUUCUACAGUGUGUCACCUGCAUGUAAACCAAUUUUAGCAAAUUAAAAAUCCACUGAAAAAUUAGAUCAAAUUAUAUGAGCACUGUCUGCUUCACAUUUCCUCGACAAAUAGUAAGGUCAACGAGUUGGGUCCUAACCACACGUAAUCAAUCUUAAAUUGUCUAGACGGUGUCAUUUUGUCUUAAAAGUACUGGAUAAUUUAAUUGACCAAAAUUUCAUAUAACAAAUGUAUGGUUUCUCCAGAACAUUACCAGAACAUGUGUCAUACUGUAAUAAACAGCCUUAGAGUUAUGUGUCAGUUGAAAUAAUAACCCAGGACAUCGGGGGCAAAUAUGCUGAUAUAUCGUGCGAGAGGUCGAUAAGGGAGUGGAAUGUCGUAAUACACCGUAUCAACACCGUAUCAACAAUAUUAGAUAGGGGCAACGUGUAUAAUAAACGCAAAUAAAGUGAUUUUGUGUGUGUAUAUUUUAUGUCAAUGAUAAGUGUGAGCAAAAAAUACUUAUUGUUUUAUGUAGCUAUGUAAUAACAAUGAUUUAUUGUAUGGUUUAUAGUAUUUACAGUUAUAUCUAUUACUUUUUGAAUAUUAAUAAAAUUUGUUUAGAAUUACUUCCUGAGAAAAUAAGAUUAAUGCGUUCAUUCUUUAAAAUUUUGUAGAAGUAAAUUCUAAAAUGUUUUAGAGAAAAAAGUUGUUUGUGGUUAACCUAAUGUAAUACCACAGUACUGAUACAUUCCUUUGUUUGAAUUUUUCUAUAUCAAAUUAAAAUUUUUAAAUUUUUAUAAAGAAAUUGAUGUAGUGGAUUAUUAAAGAAUCUAAGAACAACUGGAUUUAUCUUUACAUAUGUAUACAAUAUAUUUAGGGGUGAACUGAUGUUAUUUUCUGAAGAAAUUAUUAUAUUCUAUUUUGUGAGUUUUAAUAUCAUUAACCAUUUUAUUUGUUACAUUCAUUAUACAUUUUUACAUUACCUUCAUUGUAUGUUCAUUCUUCCUUUAAAAAUUGACAAAGUAUGAUUGAAAAAUAUCUUUUAAAUCGGUGGUUGUCCAGAUCAAAAUUUUGCAAUUUGGCAAAUUUCUUUUUGAAAUAAAUGUAAUGUCAAGAUUCUAUGUUAAUUAAAAAAUUAAAAUAACCAUUUUUCGAUUUAGCUUUUUAGUCAUGAAAUAAAUGAUAACUUAUUGUGA